Molecule: messenger RNA, 2661 nt
Organism: Molossus molossus (Pallas's mastiff bat)
Lineage: Eukaryota; Metazoa; Chordata; Mammalia; Chiroptera; Molossidae
Gene: KCNA4
Product: potassium voltage-gated channel subfamily A member 4
Exons: 1
Coding region: 516-2471 (651 amino acids)
Biological process (GO): protein homooligomerization; potassium ion transmembrane transport
Cellular component (GO): voltage-gated potassium channel complex; membrane
Molecular function (GO): delayed rectifier potassium channel activity; protein binding; potassium ion binding
Source: RefSeq, a predicted model, not a curated record
CAAGCAGUCACUGGAAGGCAAGUGCUAAGACUAAAGGCUUAUUUGCAUUUUAUUUAAAUUUGAUGGACUCAGAUUUGGACAGAUUUCAUGGCAGAAAAAUAUAUUCCAUUUUCUAGGCACAACUGCUGGCUGUCAGAGACUUGCUGCCUUUGAAUCCUGCGGCAGCAUCACCAACCCCGUCCUAGACGUAUUUCCAAAUUUGAACAUCCACCCCGAAACAGGUGUUUGGGAGGCCCCAACGUGAUAUGACUUAGCCUGGAGAGGGAGUGCUAGGUUGUUUAUCUAGACCAGCCAAGCUCUGGAGAGCAGUGUUGAAUCCCUGGGAAGACAGAGCAUGGGGCGUGCUGAUUUAAAAACAGAAAAUGCAAAGUUGGACCGAAAAUAUCCCGAGUCUUCCAAGCAAUCUGCUUAAGGGUUCCAAACUUACCUUCAUUCGGUGAGAAAAAAAGAAAAGCUGCCCUAUUUUUCUGUUGUCUUCUACAACUGGAACCAGCCAUUUCCCCAAAACCACCACCAUGGAGGUGGCGAUGGUGAGUGCGGAGAGCUCAGGGUGCAACAGUCACAUGCCUUACGGGUACGCGGCCCAGGCCCGGGCCCGGGAGCGGGAGCGGCUGGCUCACUCCCGGGCCGCCGCCGCCGCCGCCGUCGCCGCCGCCACAGCUGCCGUGGAAGGCAGCGGGGGCUCCCACCACCACCACCACCACCACCAGUCCCACGGCGCCUGCACCUCGCAUGACCCCCAGGGCAGCCGGCGUAGUCGGAGGAGGAGGCGACAGCUGCCCGAGAGAAAGAAAGUCCACCCGCGGCAGAGCAGCUUCCCCCACUGCGCCGACCUGAUGCCCAGCGGCUCGGAGGAGAAGAUCCUGAGGGAGCUGAGUGAGGACGAGGAGGAGGACGAGGAGGAGGACGAGGACGAGGAGGAGGAGGGCAGGUUUUACUACAGCGACGACGACCACGGGGACGAAUGCUCCUACACCGACCUGCUGCCCCAGGAGGAUGCGGGCGGCUACAGCUCGGGCCGCUCCAGCGAGUGCUGCGAGCGGGUGGUGAUCAACGUGUCGGGCCUGCGCUUCGAGACCCAGAUGAAGACGCUGGCCCAGUUUCCCGAGACCCUGCUGGGGGACCCUGAGAAGAGGACUCAGUACUUUGACCCUUUGCGCAACGAGUACUUUUUCGACAGGAACCGGCCGAGCUUCGAUGCCAUCUUGUACUACUACCAGUCGGGAGGCCGCCUGAAGAGGCCGGUCAACGUGCCCUUUGACAUCUUCACCGAGGAGGUGAAGUUCUACCAGCUGGGGGAGGAGGCCCUGCUCAAGUUCCGGGAGGACGAGGGCUUUGUGAGGGAGGAGGAGGACAGGGCCUUGCCGGAGAACGAAUUCAAGAAGCAGAUCUGGCUCCUCUUCGAGUAUCCCGAGAGCUCCGGGCCGGCAAGGGGCAUAGCCAUCGUCUCCGUCCUGGUCAUCUUGAUCUCCAUCGUCAUCUUCUGCCUGGAAACCUUGCCCGAGUUUAGGGACGACAGGGAUCUCAUCAUGGCUCUGAGUGGGGGCGGGCUCAGGGGGGUGUUGAAUGACACCUCGGCACCCGCCCCGGAGAGCUCAGGGCACACGAUAUUCAACGACCCCUUCUUCAUCGUGGAGACGGUCUGUAUCGUUUGGUUUUCCUUUGAGUUCGUGGUUCGCUGCUUCGCCUGUCCCAGCCAAGCACUCUUCUUCAAAAACAUCAUGAACAUCAUUGACAUUGUCUCCAUUUUGCCUUACUUCAUCACCCUGGGCACCGAUCUGGCCCAGCAGCAGGGGGGUGGCAAUGGUCAGCAGCAGCAGGCCAUGUCCUUCGCCAUCCUCAGGAUCAUUCGUUUGGUCCGAGUGUUCCGGAUCUUCAAGCUCUCCAGGCACUCCAAAGGCCUGCAGAUCCUGGGCCACACCCUCAGGGCCAGCAUGCGGGAGCUGGGCCUUCUGAUCUUCUUCCUCUUCAUCGGGGUCAUCCUGUUUUCCAGCGCUGUGUACUUUGCGGAGGCGGAUGAACCGACCACCCAUUUCCAAAGCAUCCCAGAUGCGUUUUGGUGGGCCGUGGUGACCAUGACAACUGUGGGCUAUGGGGACAUGAAGCCCAUCACUGUGGGGGGCAAGAUUGUGGGGUCCCUGUGUGCCAUUGCGGGUGUCUUAACCAUUGCUUUGCCAGUACCAGUGAUUGUCUCUAACUUUAACUAUUUCUACCACAGAGAGACUGAAAAUGAGGAACAGACACAGCUGACACAGAAUGCAGUCAGUUGCCCAUACCUCCCUUCUAAUUUGCUGAAGAAAUUUCGGAGCUCUACUUCUUCCUCCCUGGGAGACAAGUCAGAGUAUCUAGAGAUGGAAGAAGGAGUUAAGGAAUCUCUGUGUGCCAAGGAGAAGUGUCAGGGAAAGGGAGAUGACAGUGAGACAGAUAAAAACAACUGUUCCAACGCGAAGGCUGUGGAGACCGAUGUGUGACUCCUGUUCUCUGACCGUACUGCCCCCUCGCCCCCAAGCCCAGCAUCUCCAAAUAUAUUUAUGCAUAGAGAGUGCAGUUAUGAAAAUGAAAUAUGCAAAUGAGCCCAACGCAUACAGUAGUACACCGUUUAAUGGUUAUACGUGGCAUAAUUGUUACAAACUUGUAUUACAUAUCAAAUAAAUGAUACAU